CACACGUGGACACGGCGAAAUAGAAGCUACAAGAGGGCCUACCUGUUGUAUAGAUGAUUCAAAGUCUGCAGGCAGUAGACGGAAGAGCAGAGUACCUCACCCCUGAUUCCUGACCCGUCUGCCGCAUAUGGCCUCGCUGCCGGCCAUCUUGAGUGCUGCAUCACGUGUGGUUGCUGCAGCAGUAGCACAGAAAGAGACUUGACCAAAACCUAUAGCUACUCAUAGCUACUCAUAUCUACUAUUAUUCGAUUUAGCUCCAGGUUCAGGCUGCUGCUUAUGCGCUUAGCUCUAGCUCUUAGACUUAUUGCUCAUCAUGUCGAGUGAGCAAGCAGGCCUUCCAGCUGAAGAAGACGAAGUCAAUGAGCUCGCCUACACCUCACAAAAGGAGGCCAUGCUCUUUCUCAUUGACAUCUCUCCCUCAAUGCUCAAACCCAAUGACAAAGGCACUUGUGCCGCACGCACAGCGCUUGAAUGUGCUUACUCUGUCAUGACGACAAAAGUCUUUUCCGCGCCAAAUGACAUGAUUGGCGUUGUCCUAUACAAUAGCAAGACGUCGCAGCUCGACAAGGACAAGAAGUACUCGACAGUAAGAAAAGAACACAUGCACCUGCUUGUUGAUUUGGACGUGCCCGGUGCAGACCUCAUUCGCGUGGUGCGAAACUUGCUCAAGGAGCCAAACCAAUUCAACGAAGUGUGUCAAGCAAGUGAAGAGCGCGCCUCGCCUGCUGAGUUGAUUGAGCUCGCUAGAGACAUCUUCCAGAAUCAAGCACCACGAUUCAACUUUAAGCGCUUGGUAUUGAUUACAGACGAUGACGACCCAAUGCGCACACACCGCGCCCUGACGCAGCAAUUCAAGACACGCACGAAGGAUCUCUACAGCCUUGGCGUGGCAAUUGAACCCAUAUUUCUCUCUAAUGACGCGCCCUUUGACUCCAUCAAGUUUUGGGAUGAUAUUAUUGAGCGACAAGAGGAAGAUGCUGGCGAACUGGUGCUCGAAGGGGAGGCAAGACUUGUAGACAUGCAGGAGACCAUCAAGGCACUCCAAACGCCAAAAAAGGCCACUUUUUCUAUUCCCAUGGAAAUAGCGCCAGGUCUAUCUAUUGGUAUCAAGGGUUACGUCUUGUUCAAGGAGCAAAAAGUCGUCAGGACAACUUUCAUUGACAAUUCUGGCGCACGUCCACAAACUGCAAAGGCAGACACAACGCUGACGUGCGAAGAUACAGUCACUGUGCUUGACAAGACACAAAUCAAGCAAGGCUACAAAUUUGGUCCUGAGAAUGUCACAUUUGAUGCAAAAGAGAUGCAGCAAAUCAAACGGAUUGAGUCGCCCGUGUUGCGCAUCAUUGGCUACAAAUCACUCGAGAAGCUUGAUUUUUGCCACAAUAUUGCCUCUGCGUACUUCAUCUACCCACAUGAAGCGACGCAUGUUGGCAGUAAGCGAACGUUUGCGGCACUGCAUCGCGUUUUGCUGCAAAAGAAGCAAUUCGCACUCUGUUGGUUUAUUCCAAGACGUAAUGCAUCACCCGUUGUUGCUGCAAUGAUGGCCUCUGAACUUGAACUCUCCGAAAACAAGAAGUCCCAGCUCAGUCCACCGGGCUUCUUCGUCAUUCCAUUGCCUUUCGCAGAUGAUCUUCGCAAUCCACCACGAAGUCGUCCCUUGCCGUCAGAGGAUUUGGCAAGCUUGUUUGGUGAUAUCAUUGGUCAAAUCACCUUGCCUGCGUAUGAUCCUGCAAAACGCUCGAACCCAGCAUUACAGUGGCACUAUAAAGCACUCGAAGCCAUGGCCUUGGGUGAAGAUGUACCACAACUGGCAGAUCAACCAGAUGAGUCCAUGCCAAACUUUAAAGCCAUCCACAAACGAGCAGGGAAGGCAAUGCUGGCGUUUGUUGAGGCAUUGGAGAUGGCGGUAGAGCAGGUGCAAGACGCUGGACCAGCAGUGCCUACGAAGCGAAAAGGUGCAUCACCCGUGGCAUCGAGUAAAAAGGCCAAACCAGGACCAGGGAGUGUGCCGAGUUUAGAAGACUUGCGAGCUGCCGUGCUGAAUGGCACACUUGGUCAAUUCAAAGUUCCUGAGCUCAAGGCAGCUCUCUCGGCGCAUGCGAGCGCCUUUGACGUCAAGCCAGCCUCAUCACUCAAGAAGCAAGAGAUGAUUGACUUUAUUACAGAAAAGUUGACUUAGCAAUAUAGUUAUGCAACACGUUCAAUGAGAUGCACACCACUAUCGGUAUCCACGACACCAGAGAGCUGUCCAGGUUCUAAUGCAAAUGCAGCAUCCUCAAAUGCCUUUUGCAUCUCUCCCCUACCAAAGAAUCCCAAAUCGCCACUUUUGCGUGCUGAUGAGCAAUCUGACUCUGUCACAGCCAGCUCACCCAGGGUAGUCAAGCCAGCGCGAAUCUUUGCCUCGUGUGCAGCAAGAAUGGUGAGUGCUUCGUCUUUCGUCCGGGUAAUGUUGGGCUAGUUGUCAGCUGUGGCAUGGUACGAAGAGUCUUACCUCUUUCCAUGAGGAUGGGCGACGUGAUCCCUGAUGCUUCACCAACAAGUGGCUCACACGAAUCUUGGCACCAUCCUGAGUCGUCCCACUAGAAGCAGCCGCUUG
Molecule: messenger RNA, 2596 nt
Organism: Protomyces lactucae-debilis
Lineage: Eukaryota; Fungi; Ascomycota; Taphrinomycetes; Taphrinales; Protomycetaceae
Product: SPOC like C-terminal domain-containing protein
Exons: 1
Coding region: 314-2179 (621 amino acids)
Biological process (GO): double-strand break repair via nonhomologous end joining; telomere maintenance; cellular response to X-ray
Cellular component (GO): Ku70:Ku80 complex; nucleus
Molecular function (GO): telomeric repeat DNA binding; DNA helicase activity; damaged DNA binding
Source: RefSeq, a predicted model, not a curated record